AUUUUCUCCCCAAUCGAAACGAAUACUCGUCACCAUGGAUCAGGCAAAGUUGGCUAGGAUGCAGGCGAGCGUGCGGAUUGGAGGCAAGGGCACUCCCCGCCGCAAGGUCAAGAAGGUCCACAAGUCGUCCGGCGCCGACGACAAGAAGCUUCAGACCACCCUGAAGAAGAUGAACGUCCAGCCCAUCCAGGCGAUUGAGGAGGUCAACAUGUUCAAGGAGGACGGCAACGUCAUCCACUUCUCUGCCCCUAAGGUCCACGCCGCCGUCCCCUCCAACACCUUCGCCAUCUACGGAAACGGCGAGGAGAAGGAGCUCACCGAGCUCGUCCCGGGCAUCCUCAACCAGCUCGGCCCGGACAGCCUGGCCUCCCUGCGCAAGCUGGCCGAGAGCUACCAGAACCUUCAGAAGAAGGAGGGCGCCGACAAGAAGGACGAUGAGGAUGAGGACGACAUCCCCGACCUGGUCGAGGGCGAGAACUUUGAGAGCAAAGUCGAGUAAUUUUUUUUUUUUGGAAAUCUUGCGGGAAAAAAAUGGAUAUAAAUCUAGGAUGAGAAUGAACCCUAUGCUUCCUUGAUACCACUUCCGAAACAAAAAAAAUUCGAGAGAAAA
Molecule: messenger RNA, 610 nt
Organism: Penicilliopsis zonata CBS 506.65
Lineage: Eukaryota; Fungi; Ascomycota; Eurotiomycetes; Eurotiales; Aspergillaceae
Exons: 3
Coding region: 35-499 (154 amino acids)
Cellular component (GO): nascent polypeptide-associated complex; cytosol
Source: RefSeq, a predicted model, not a curated record